This is a messenger RNA of Dipodomys spectabilis (banner-tailed kangaroo rat), 6020 nucleotides long. RefSeq names its product zinc finger protein 646 (gene Znf646). Bases 618 to 6017 code for a protein of 1799 amino acids. Gene Ontology annotation, biological process: regulation of DNA-templated transcription. Gene Ontology annotation, molecular function: RNA polymerase II cis-regulatory region sequence-specific DNA binding; DNA-binding transcription factor activity, RNA polymerase II-specific. The transcript is spliced from 3 exons. The record is from RefSeq and is a predicted model, not a curated record. NCBI's taxonomy places the organism in Eukaryota, Metazoa, Chordata, Mammalia, Rodentia, Heteromyidae.
CGCGCCCGCGGCGGGAACGAAAAGGGGCUUGGCCGGUGCGAGGUAGGGGGUCCUGAGAGAAAACAAAUUGUCAGAGAGGAUGAGUGAUGCCAGAGGACUUCGCUGGUGGUUGAUUUAGGGAAAGAGACUCUUGGGCGUCAGGAGUUGUCGGAGGUGAGAACAGCGGGGACAGGCUCCGUGAGGAGGUGUAGCAAUCCGAGGUCGGAUUCGUGUUGGAGUCCCAUGGGACCGAAGAAUCAGGGUCGGAAAAGGCCAAGAUGGUGUAGAAGGCACGAGGGGCUGCUACUGGGAAAGGCAGAGCUUUGGUAGGAAGACUGCCUUUGCCAAUUGGGUGAGCGCAUGUGGAAACUAGGUGGACCGAGACAUUGCAAAGUGGUGAGGGUUUAGGGUCAGACACAGUGACCAUCCUUGCCACAUGCGCCUGGCGCAUGGGAAUGCCCAGCAUGAGUGGCUGUCAUCAAUAGUAAGAGAGGACGUAGAAGAAGAAGAAAAAGCAAAACAAACACGACAACUGGUGGUGAUGGGAAGGCCUUGUCCCCUCCACCAGAGGAAAAUGCUGCUGCUACUUGUCUGCUCCUCUUGAACCUCCAGGUUUCUGGUUUCUGUCACAUUGCCCCAUGGAGGACCCGCCCCGCUCAUUCAGCUGCUCUGAUUGUCAGCGUCAUUUUCCUAGCCUCCCAGAACUCUUGAGACACCGAGAACUACUCCAUCCAUCUCCCAAUCAGGACAGUGAAGAGACUGACAGUAUUCCUCGGCCCUACCGCUGUCAGCAGUGUGGGCGGGGCUACCGUCACCCAGGGAGUCUGGUCAACCAUCGCCGUACCCAUGAGACUGGCCUUUUCCCCUGUAUCACCUGUGGCAAAGACUUUACCAAUCCCAUGGCCCUCAAGAGCCACAUGAGGACUCAUGCUCCUGAGGGCCGCCGCAGACGAAGGCCCCCUCGCCCCAAGGAAGCUACUCCACAUCUCCAGAGUGAGACAGUGUCUGGUGACUCUUGGGGCCAGAGACUUGGGCCUGGGGAAGACUGGGAAAACCAGACAAAACAUGCUAAAGAAACCCCUGACUGUGAAUCUGGGCCUGACCCCAGGGCAGCUCCAGGUACUUGGGAAGAUCCACCCACCAGGCAAAGAGAAGGCUGGGAAAGCCAGCCAGAUCCUGAGGGGGAAAUGGAGGCUUGGGACCCCACCACCAACUCGACUGCCAGAGCCCCACCUCUACCCACCCCAGCCAGCAGCCUCCUUAGCAAUUUAGAGCAGUAUUUAGCAGAAUCAGUAGUGAACUUUACAGGGAGCCAGGAGUCUACUCAGUCCCCUCCUGCUGAGGAGGAGAGGAGAUACAAGUGCAAUCAGUGUGGUAAAACCUAUAAGCAUGCCGGGAGCCUCACCAACCACCGCCAGAGCCACACCCUGGGCAUCUAUCCUUGUGCCAUCUGCUUUAAGGAGUUCUCUAACCUCAUGGCUCUGAAGAACCAUUCCCGACUCCACGCCCAGUAUCGGCCAUACCACUGUCCCCACUGUCCCCGUGCCUUCCGGCUUCCCCGGGAGCUGCUGGAACACCAGCAGUCCCAUGAUGCGGAAAGGCAAGAGGAGCCAUGGGGAGAAAAGGGGAUGCCCAUCACCAAUGGACAUACAAAUGACAGCAGCCGGGACCAAUUAGAGAUGCUGAAUGGCUCUGGAGAGCUGGAAGAUGGAGGUUUGGAGGAAUAUCGGCCUUUCCGUUGUGGGGACUGUGGCCGAACUUACCGACAUGCUGGGAGCCUCAUCAACCAUCGAAAGAGUCAUCAAACGGGUGUGUACCCCUGCUCGGUCUGUUCCAAGCAGUUGUUCAAUGCAGCGGCUCUCAAAAACCAUGUUCGGGCUCAUCACAGACCCCGGCAAGGAGCUGGGGAAGAUGGGCAGACAUCUGUGCCAGUAGCUGGUGUUAGAGACCUGGGGUCGGACACCAACUGCAAGGAGGGAGAAGUCCCCACCAGUAUCCUGGACCAUCGCCCCUACAAGUGUGCUGAGUGUGGCCGGGCUUAUCGCCACCGGGGAAGCCUAGUGAACCACCGCCACAGCCACCGGACAGGAGAGUACCAGUGCUCGCUCUGUCCCCGCAAGUACCCCAACCUCAUGGCCCUGCGCAACCAUGUGCGAGUACAUUGCAAGGCUGCUCGCCAACGUGCAGGCCCAGGGACUGAGGCUGAAGAGCCUCCCGGCUGCACCAACAGGAAGAUCCUCCCUGAGCCAGCGGGAACAGAGGCAGCUCCCCACAGGGAGCAGGCACAUGUCUGCAAAGAUGAAGAGGGGACCCCCAGUGUCUGUGACAUGGAGAGCCUCGAAUAUCACUGUGUGACUCACAGGGCAGAGGAAGGGGAGAAUAGCAGGACAGAGACCACCGCAUCUUCACCUCGGACAUUCGCUUGCCGAGAUUGUGGAAAGAGCUACCGCCACUCGGGCAGCCUUAUCAACCACAGACAGACCCACCAGAUAGGAGACUUCAGUUGUGGGGCCUGUGCCAAGCACUUCCACACCAUGGCUGCCAUGAAGAGCCACUUGCGACGCCAUAGCCGGCGACAGAGCCGGCGGCAUCAGAAGCAGGCUAGCAGUACUGGCGGAGGAGAGGCCAAACUCCCACCAGCAGAACUACCAGCAGGAACCUGGGCCCAGGAAUUGGAGGACAGUGAGGGCCUGGACCCUUCCCAAGAGCCUUUGGAGGAUAGUCCUUGUGUGACUGAAGACAACACAGAAAGUGACAGGGACUGUUUCCAGGCUGAAUUGGAAAACAAUAAAUGUGAGCUUGAGAGGGAUGAAGCCUGUUUCCAGGGUGAUGAGGAAAGCAGAGGCCCUGAGGAAGAGCUGGAAAGGAAGAAAGCCUGUUUCCUUAACAACUUGGGCAUUCCAGUUGAUGAGGAAGGCAGUGGAACUGACUUUUGUGAUGGCCUCACUGGGUUGGCCGAAGACCAUAAACCCUCCACUAACCAGACCAACUCGUCUUCCCAACCCAUAGAGACCGACCUCGACUGGCAGGUUGAGGUUGCUCAUACGUGUUCUGACUGUGGGCAUUCCUUCCCCCAUGCCACUGGGCUGCUCAACCACAGGCCCUGCCACCCACCAGGCAUCUAUCAGUGUUCCCUCUGCCCAAAGGAAUUUGAUUCUCUGCCUGCCCUUCGCAAUCACUUCCAGAACCAUGGCCCUGGGGAGGCAGCCGCGGCCCAGCCAUUCCUUUGCUCCCUGUGUGGUAUGAUCUUUCCUGGGCGGGCUGGCUACAGGCUUCACCAGCGCCAGGUUCACAAUGCUUCUGGCAUGACUGAGGGCUCAGAGGAAGAGGGGGAAGAAGGAGCAGCAGAGACAGCUUCUACCCACAGCCCUCUGCUACAGCUCUCAGAAGCAGAGCUGCUGAACCAGCUGCAACGGGAGGUGGAGGCGCUGGGCGGCACAGGUUAUGGACACAUUUGUGGCUGCUGUGGUCAGACCUACGAUGACCUGAGGAGCCUAGAGCGUCACCAUCAGAGUCAGAGUUCUGAGACUCCCUCCGACAAGGAUCCCAGCCACAUGGGAGCGGUUGACGAUGCCACAGAGAUGGUUGCCGGCGUUAUCUCUGAGGGCACCUCUGUCUCCGGAGAAGAUGGAGACACCAAGUCUGAAGAGGGAAUAGAUGACAGCAUUGCAGACAGCCUUUGCAUGCAGGUGGAUGAAAGUUUUCUGCAAGCCCAGCCCCGCCCCUUCCGCUGCAAUCAGUGUGGCAAGACCUAUCGCCAUGGGGGUAGCCUGGUCAACCACCGCAAGAUCCACCAGACUGGAGACUUUGUCUGUCCCGUCUGCUCCCGCUGCUACCCCAACCUGGCUGCCUACCGCAAUCACCUGCGGAACCACCCUCGCUGUAAAGGCUCUGAACCCCAGGUGGGGCCCAUCCCAGAGGCGGAAGGUGGCAGUGAACCCCAGAACAUGGCAGAAGAGGGACUAGAGCAAGCAGAAGAGGGACAGCCCCUGGAAGAACUGAAAGUGGAGUCCCCGGAGGAGGUGGCCAUGGUGAAGGAAGAGGCAUGGGAGGAGACCACGGUGAAAGGGGAGGAGAUGGAGUUGAGGCUGGAGACGGCAGAGAAGGGCUGUCAGACGGAGACCAGCUCUGAGCGGCCCUUCAGCUGUGAAGUGUGUGGUCGCUCAUACAAGCAUGCUGGCAGCCUCAUCAAUCACCGGCAGAGCCACCAGACCGGCCACUUUGGCUGCCAGGCCUGCUCUAAAGGUUUUUCAAACCUCAUGUCUCUUAAGAACCACCGGCGCAUCCACGCAGACCCUCGGCGUUUCCGCUGCAGCGAAUGUGGGAAAGCCUUUCGCCUGCGGAAGCAGCUGGCCAGCCACCAGCGGGUCCACACUGAGCGGCAUGGGGCCGGCACCACGCGGAAGCUGACCCGGGAAGAUCGGCCCUUCCGGUGUGGGCAGUGUGGGCGGACCUAUCGCCAUGCCGGCAGCCUCCUCAAUCACCGGCGAAGCCACGAGACAGGCCAAUACAGCUGCCCUUCCUGCCCCAAGACCUAUUCCAACCGCAUGGCCCUGAAGGACCACCAGAGGCUGCACUCAGAGAGUCGGCGGCGGCGUGCUGCACGGUCGCGGCGGACAGCCAUGCGCUGUGCCCUUUGUGGCUGCAGCUUUUCUGGCCGGGGAUCUCUUGAGCGGCACCUGCGGGAGCAUGAGGAGACCAGAAAGCUGGCUAGUGAUCAGGGCGGUGCCAGUGGCACAGAGGACAGUGAAGGGAACUUGACUGGUGGGGGACUAGAGGGCAGAUCAGGUGGUCCUGAGUCAGUCUCACAACUGGAGGAGGGAGCCAGGAAUCCAGGAGGGCACAGUCUGAGGCCCAGUAGGGAAGCUAUCUCAGAAGCCCCAGAGCCACUGUCGUGGGGUGUGGAAAAGGCAGAUGAGUGGCAAGGAGAGAGGGGGCUAGAGAAGCCCAGUGAAGGUUGUGUUCCUCAGGGUCGUGUAUUAACCACGCCAGAAGGCAAGUCAGGGGAAAGCAUCCCCAGUCAUCUUUGCCACUUUGCUGACACCCAGUCCAAUGGACCUAGUGUGAGUUAUGUGGAAAGCUGGGACAAUGGAGACAGCGGCUCUCAGCUCCAGCUGGAGAGCCAGUCUUAUUCCUGCAGCCAGUGUGGCAAGACCUAUUUCCAGCCAGAAGGCCUCUCGAACCACAACACCCACAAAACAGACCACCGCUAUUGCCUACUCUGUUCCAAGGAGAUCUUAAAUCCCAUGGCCACUAAGAGCCAUAGCCACAACCAUAUGGCCGCCCAGACUUUUGCCUGCCCUGACUGUGGUAAGACCUUUCAGGCCCACCGUGAACUGGCCACACACCUGCAGGUUCAUUCCAGGAACCACAGUCAGGUGCCAAGUCAGAUAGAGGAGGCCAGAAGCCCCCAAGCUGGAACUGUUGAAGACAGGGUGGUUCUCCCUGGUCUGGAAAAAGCUCAAGAGGCCCCAGCAGACUCUCCCAAAGCCCCAGGAGAGAAUGGUGAGCCAGCUAGUGAAGGACAAGGAGUAAGUUCUAUGGCAGCUGAAGACAAGGAGCGGCCCUUCCGCUGUGCCCAGUGUGGGCGUUCCUACCGCCAUGCUGGCAGCCUGCUGAACCACCAGAAGGCCCACACUACUGGACUCUAUCCCUGCUCCCUGUGCCCCAAACUUCUCCCCAAUCUGCUCUCUCUCAAGAAUCAUGGCAGGACUCACACGGACCCCAAGCGCCACCGCUGCAGUACCUGUGGCAAAGCCUUCCGGACAGCUGCCCGGCUGGAGGGCCAUGGACGGGUCCAUGCACCCCGGGAGGGGCCUUUCACUUGCCCUCACUGUCCCCGCCACUUCCGCCGCCGAAUCAGCUUUCUGCAGCACCAGCAGCAGCACCAGGAGGAGUGGCCAGUGGCCAGCUCUGGAGCCCCAGUGACACCAGCAGCAGGUAGAGGAGGCUUGUCACUGCCCCCUCCAGCCACCCCUUCAGCCCCACUCCUGGACCCUUCACCCCAGUGGCCUGCAGACCUCAGCUUCUCCCUCUGAACU